GAAGAAAGGCUCCGCGGGAAGGAGAAAAGGACGUGUGUCGGCAGGAAUAUCAGCAAGAGUGGCAACUACAACAACAAGUCCCAGUCGGCUAGCAUAAGCAAACGCUCAUCAGAAUGGCGUCGUAUCAGAUAGCGAAUCUACUGGAGAAGAUGACGUCCAAUGAUAAGGACUUUCGCUUCAUGGCCACCAACGAUCUGAUGACGGAGUUACAAAAGGACAGCAUCAAGCUGGAUGAUGAGUCCGAGAAAAAAGUCGUCCGCAUGGUACUACGUCUACUAGAGGACAAAAACGGUGAAGUGCAGAACCUGGCCGUUAAAUGUCUCGGUCCACUGGUGAAUAAAGUGAAAGAAAAUCAGGUGGAAACGAUUGUCGACUUGCUGUGCGCCAACAUGGUGUCGAACAACGAACAGUUGCGAGACAUUUCCAGCAUAGGGCUUAAAACGGUCAUAUCGGAGCUGCCGCAGUCAUCCAAUUCACUUGUGCCGAACGUAUGCCAACGAAUCACCGGCAAGCUGAGUGUGGCGAUUGAGAAAGAGGACGUUUCGGUGCAGCUCGAAGCACUCGACAUUCUGUCGGAUUUGUUAUCCCGUUUCGGUGAUCUGCUCGUGCCGUUCCACGAACUCAUCCUGAAGGCGCUCGUACCGCAGCUCGGAUCCGCCCGGCAAGCCGUUCGUAAGCGUACGAUCGUUGCGUUGUCCCACCUGCUGACCACCUGCAACAAUAACGCGUAUAACAAGGUGAUCGAGCAUCUGCUCGAUGGGCUCGAGAAACCGCAAAACCCAGGCACAAUUCGGACAUAUAUCCAGUGUCUGGCAGCGAUUUGCCGUCAGGCGGGACACCGGUUGUGCAACCAUAUCGAACGGGUUAUGUUUCUUUUGAACCAGUAUAGCCUGCGGGAUGACGACGAGCUGCGUGAGUUCUGUCUGCAAGCGUGUGAAGCAUUCGUACAACGUUGCCCGGAAGCAAUUAUGCCACAUAUUCCCACGAUCGUGGAUCUUUGCCUGAAGUACAUCACGUAUGAUCCAAAUUACAACUACGAAGCCGAUGACGGAGAUGGUGGAAACUCGAUGGAGAUGGAAGACGACGAGGAGAUUGACAGUGAGGAGUACAGUGAUGAUGAUGAUAUGAGCUGGAAGGUGCGUCGUUCGGCAGCCAAAUGUCUCGAGUCGGUCAUCUCAACCCGGCACGAGCUGUUGGAGGAAUUCUACAAAACGCUUUCUCCAGCGCUGAUCGCCCGUUUCAAAGAGCGCGAAGAAAAUGUCAAGUCGGAUAUAUUUCACGCGUAUAUCGCGCUACUAAAAUCGACCCGCUCUAAGGGCGAUGACAUUGGACAUGACCCAGACUCGAUGGAACAAAUCCCUGGCCCGAUUAGCAUGCUCACGGAUCAGGUGCCAACGAUCGUGAAAGCGGUGCAACCGCUGAUGCGUGAAAAAUCCGUUAAAACGCGUCAAGAUUGUUUCUUGCUGUUGCGCGAACUGCUAAACGCCCUUCCGGGGGCGCUUUCGAAUCAUAUCGAUCAGCUGAUGAACGGCAUUCAUUAUUCGCUGAAUGACAAGAACUCCACGUCCAACAUGAAGAUUGAUGCCCUCGGGUUUGUGUACUGCAUGCUCGUCGGACACAGCCCGCAAGUUUUUCACUCGCACAUUCAGCUGCUCGUGCCGCUAGUCGUGAACGCGGUGUUUGAUCCUUUCUACAAAAUCGCCACAGAAGCGUUGCUUGUCCUGCAACAGCUGGUCAAGGUGAUUCGGCCGCUCGACGUGCAAACGUCGUUCGAUUUCACACCGUACGUAAGCCAGCUCUACACCAGCACCCUGCAGAAGCUACGCUCUCCCGAGGUAGAUCAGGAGGUUAAGGAGCGGGCCAUCGCCUGUAUGGGUCAGAUCAUCGCGAAUAUGGGUGACGUGCUGCAGGCGGAACUGGUCACGUGUCUGCCCCUGUUUAUGGAGCGCUUGCGCAACGAAGUAACCCGGCUUAGCUCGGUUAAGGCGCUCACGAUGAUAGCCGCGUCGCCAUUGCGCGUGAACCUUAGUCCCAUCAUCGCCGAGGUAGUUCUGGUUUUGGGAUCCUUCCUGCGCAAAAACCAGCGUGCGCUUAAACUCAAUUCGCUCACGCUGCUCGACACGCUUGUGACGCACUACAGCCAGUUUCUGGAACCGAUGCUGUUACGCAGCACCGUUGCAGAGGUUCCACCGUUGCUAAGCGAAUCGGACUUGCACGUCGCACAGCUCUCGCUUGUCCUGCUCACCUCUGUGGCUCGUCAACAACCGGAAGCGCUAGUGGGCAUUCAUGAGCAGAUCCUGCAGGAAGUGAUGACGCUCGUCCGUUCGCCGCUUCUGCAAGGAACGGCUUUGAACUGCACACUAAAGCUGUUCCAAGCGCUCGUGCAGGCACAGCUGCCUGGGUUGGGCUACAGACACCUGCUGGCAAUGCUCAUGAAUCCUGUCUACAACCAGCAGCAGCAUGGUGGCAGCCCAUUGCACAAGCAAGCGUACCAUUCGUUGGCGAAGUGCAUUGCCGCACUAACGCUGCAGGUCCCGAACGAGGCGCUUACUGUGGCGGGAGAGUUUCUGCGUGAAAUUCAAAACCGCCGCAAUGACUCGCAUCUUAUGUUCUACCUACUGACGAUUGGGGAAAUCGGCAGACAUUUCAACCUGCACACAAUCGACACAUUAGCGCAGACGAUCCUGAAUUGUUUCUCGGCCUCAUCCGAGGACGUCAAGGGAGCAGCAAGCCACGCUCUUGGCGCAAUCGCCGUCGGUAAUCUCAACCACUAUCUACCCUUUAUACUAAACGAGAUUGAGGCGCAACCGAAGCGGCAGUACCUAUUGCUACACUCACUGAAAGAGGUCAUCUCAUCACUUUCAACAAGCAAAGCCGGUUUGGAGCAACUUCUACCGUCGGUACCAUCGAUCUGGACGCAACUGUUCAAACACUGUGAAUGCUCGGAAGAAGGCUCCCGCAACGUGGUAGCCGAAUGUUUGGGCAAACUCGUUCUGGUCAAUCCGGAAGAGUUGCUUCCACGACUGCAGGUGGCGUUGCGCAGCGAAAGCGCCCUCAUGCGCACAGCCGUAGUGUCAUCGAUCAAGUUUACCAUCUCUGAUCAACCGCAACCGAUCGAUCCGCUACUGCGGCAGUGCAUCGGCCAGUUUUUGUUCGCACUGCAGGAUCCGGAACCAUCGGUACGGCGAGUUGCUCUGGUCGCCUUCAACUCGGCCGUGCACAACAAGCCGAGCCUGGUGCGUGAUCUGCUGCCAGAGCUGCUGCCACAGCUAUACUCCGAAACGAAGGUGAAGAAGGAGCUGAUUCGAGAGGUGGAAAUGGGUCCGUUCAAGCACACCGUUGACGACGGGUUGGACAUCCGGAAAGCGGCAUUCGAGUGCAUGUACACACUGCUCGAACAAGGGCUGGAUCGUGUGGAUAUAAUGCAAUUUUUGGAGCACGUACAGGCGGGACUACGCGAUCACUACGAUAUUAAAAUGCUGACGUAUCUCAUGACGGCCCGUUUGGCUGCGCUUUGUCCGAAUGCCGUUCUACAGAAACUCGAUCAAUUCGUAGAACCGCUGCGAGCCACCUGCACGCUGAAGGUAAAAGCCAACUCAGUAAAGCAAGAGUAUGAGAAGCAGGAUGAACUGAAACGAUCUGCUCUGCGUGCAGUAGCUGCUCUGCUGCAAAUUCCCAAGGCUGAUAAAAAUAUAUAUCUGGCGGAAUUCUUGAUCCUGAUUCGCAGCUCAUCUGAGUUGCAGCCACUGCUGGAAUCCGUCCAAAAGGACUCUACCGGGCAGACCAACAAUAACAUCGACGGGCGGGAUUCGUCGAUGGAUCAGAGCUAGGUGGCAAGGACGAAGAAGGCGCGUGUCAGAUGAUGCGAUUCGAAUGAAACGCAAGGCGGUGUAGCAUAGCGCACGGGCAAGCAAAACAUGCUGCAUAGACAAGAGUCGUUCGAGGGCACGCGUUUGUUGCUGAUCGUCUCAUCUCCCGUUGGACCCGCUUUCCAUCAUUCAGUCGCAGUAGUUUUAGGAGAUCCCUAAGCGGAACGCUCCUAUGUUCAAGAUAACAUGCUAUCAUCAAUACAAAAACGAUGUAAAUGAUAAGAAUAUGC
This is a messenger RNA of Anopheles nili, 4099 nucleotides long. It is a transcript of the gene Cand1, whose product is annotated as cullin-associated NEDD8-dissociated protein 1. Gene Ontology annotation, biological process: protein ubiquitination; SCF complex assembly. Gene Ontology annotation, cellular component: nucleus. Lineage: Eukaryota; Metazoa; Arthropoda; Insecta; Diptera; Culicidae. Bases 114 to 3830 code for a protein of 1238 amino acids. The record is from RefSeq and is a predicted model, not a curated record. The transcript has 9 exons.